CUGUAUAUUAAAGGAAAAGGCAGACUUCUUACACCCAUAGAAAAUGAAGAGAAAGUUGAGAAACAAUUAGAGAGGCAGACUUUAGAAGUUCUCUUAAGAAGAAAGAGACUAAAUCAGAAAAAUAUGCAGUCUUCAGCUCAAUUUCUCCAGCCUCCAGCUUCUCCCCUUCCUCCAAAACAAAUUCAAGGCACAGUUACAACUAAAACUCUUUCAAUUCCCAACCAAUGCUGCAAAUUUUCGCGCAGAGAACUUGCCAUUGGCACUAGUUCAUCCUUGCUUCUACUCUUAGGCUCCCAAGCAAUUGAGCCAUUGAAUUUGUCAAGGGCAAGGGCAGAUGAACUUCCCGAUAGCCCUGAUAAAAUAGAACCAGAAGAGCCUUCAAGAAAAGUCGAUUAUUGUUCAGAUCAGAAUGUGACAAAGCAAGCAUUUCUUGAAGUAUCAGUUGAUGGUGAACCUAUAGGAAGAAUUGUUGUCGGGCUAUACGGUGAUAGUACCCCUGUUGGCUCAGCAAGGUUUAGUAAACUUGUUAGUGGAGCAGCUGGGGUUAGUUACAGAAGAAAAGAAUUCGCAAGGAUAAUGCCAAAUUAUGUGCAACAUGGUGGGUUGAGAUCAUUUGGUGUGGAUGCUGAACUUGCAAAGAACACUGGAAGAACUAUGGCAAUAGAUAACCUUGUGGACGAAUGGGAGAAACAGAGUGAAGGGUGUCAAGGAACCAAGAAUGUAGCAAGAAGUGUCAGCAUUAUUGUGAGGGACCCCUCAAAACCACCUCCGAAGAUGAAGCUGGUUGCUCGAAAAGGAAAGCUGGAAAUCGACCAAGAAGAACUGGGAAAAGAUGUAAAUGGGACAGAGUUUACUAUUGCAGUUAAAGACUCACCUGAGUUAGAUGCCUCUGCCUUAGUCAUUGGGAGAGUUUUGGAUGGUAUGGAUGUUGUGGAGAGAAUUGGCCAGGUCAAAACUGUGAAAGAGAAUACCAGUUCUCCUUAUUUCAGGGUGGCUAAGUUGAUAGGAGAUAAAAGAGCUGUAGUUGCAGAGAGAGGCUUCAACAGACCUUACUCAAAGGUGAUAAUAACAAAUUGCGGCUUGAUGGAUUGAUCAAGAUGCGGUUGAGAGAUUUUUGUCCUUUAGAUUCUGUUAAGAGGAAGAAUUGCUCAAAGUGAAAGAGUACAACAAUUAUGUACCAAACAAAUUCAUGAUGCAAUUUUCCCUCUCCUCGGAAAGUUUAUAUCAAUGGCAGCAAUUAUAGUGU
Messenger RNA from Nicotiana attenuata, 1246 nucleotides. Its product is annotated as peptidyl-prolyl cis-trans isomerase CYP26-2, chloroplastic. The coding region runs from base 124 to 1092 and encodes 322 amino acids. Gene Ontology annotation, cellular component: chloroplast. Gene Ontology annotation, biological process: protein peptidyl-prolyl isomerization. The transcript has 2 exons. The record is from RefSeq and is a predicted model, not a curated record. Lineage: Eukaryota; Viridiplantae; Streptophyta; Magnoliopsida; Solanales; Solanaceae. Gene Ontology annotation, molecular function: peptidyl-prolyl cis-trans isomerase activity.